Molecule: messenger RNA, 976 nt
Organism: Lactuca virosa
Lineage: Eukaryota; Viridiplantae; Streptophyta; Magnoliopsida; Asterales; Asteraceae
Source: the annotation of a GenBank genome assembly
AAACGUGGACGCCGGACUUCCCCACAAAACGAACCCAGUUUCUCUCUUUCUUCCGCACGCAAACACAGAGACGUCGGAGCAAUAAUGGCGGCGCCGGUCGGAAUCGCAGUGAGGACGCUGUUGAGCGUGUUGGGCUGUUUGAUGGUGGCGGUGCUUAUUUACACAAUCGCCACCGAUGGCCUCCCUUUUCGUACAGAGCUACUCACUAGGUGGAUGGCAGCAUUACUGAUAGAUUUCUACAUACAUAUUGCUAUCAUAGGGGCUUGGGUUGUCUACAAGGAAUCAAGCUGGAUCAUUGCCUCAGUUUGGGUGAUUUUAUUAAUUUGUUUUGGAAGUGUCACAACCUGUGGAUACAUCGUUCUACAGUUCUACAAGCUAACACCUGAAGAAUCUUCAAAGGAUCCUAUUUACUUUGUGUUGGUGUCACACCAAAAAAGAGAUGACAUGGAACACAAAAAGGGACUUUCUGUUGUAAUUGCAAGAGUAAUAUUUGGGGUAUUAGGCUGCUUAAUGCUUGGAACUUUGCUUUACACACUUAUUGUUGAUGGAUCUCCAUUUCGUGCUGAAUUAUACACUCCGUGGAUAGUGGCUACACUGAUCGACUUUUACAUCAAUGUUGUUGCUUUAUCGGUGUGGAUAGCAUAUAAGGAAUCAAGUUGGAUAAGUGCUUUGUUGUGGAUAGUUUUUCUUGUAUGUUGUGGGAGUAUUACUACAUGUGUAUACAUAGUGAGGCAGCUGUUAUAUCUCUCUCCUGAUCAGCCUAUUUCCCUUAUACUUUUCAAGAACAAUCACAGAGAUUUGAAGCCAAUUGAUCCACCAUUGAUAGUGGGUGUGAAUGAAUAGUGAAUGCGUUGUAUUCUUGUUGUAUCAUGUGGAAUUGUGUAUAUUAAAUUGUUAUUAAAGGUAAAUCAUACAAGUGUAUUAAUGACAUUAUGUUUAUUUCAAAUCAAUAAUUGCAAUAUUAUAAACAGGCGUC